This is a messenger RNA of Colletotrichum orchidophilum, 645 nucleotides long. RefSeq lists its product as uncharacterized. The transcript has a single exon. The record is from RefSeq and is a predicted model, not a curated record. The coding region runs from base 1 to 645 and encodes 214 amino acids. NCBI's taxonomy places the organism in Eukaryota, Fungi, Ascomycota, Sordariomycetes, Glomerellales, Glomerellaceae.
AUGAAGCGCUUCUCUGCCUUGUUCCUAGCGGCCCUGGCCGUAGCCUAUCCCUUGGGACCGACUGGAGCCUCAGACACUCCUGACCCCAAGGAGAUCCAGAUCUCCAGCGCAAGUUUUUCUGGAAAUGGCUGUCCUCAAGGCUCUGUCUCAACCACGAUCUCUCCGGACCGUACGGUCAUCACAUUUGGCUUCGACAAGUUUCAAACCUAUAUUGGACCAGGACUCUCAGUCACCGAGCGCUCCAAGAAUUGUGCUCUUCACCUCAGCCUUAAGUACCCGGGUGGUUUCCAGUUUGCUCUUGUAGACAGCACAUACCAUGGAUACGCUCAACUUGAGGAGGGUGUCACAGGGACAUUCUACUCGACGUACUUCUUCUCUCAAGACGCCGCAGCCACUACUACAACGCAGACUUCCAUUGCCGGAGGUGGCAUUUGGCUCGACGGCCAGGUCUACACCAAGCAAGACACUAUUCCUACUGCAGCUCUCAUCUAUUCACCCUGUGGCGCAACAGGUAUUCUCAACGUCAACAAUAGGAUUGCUCUUACAUCCAAAAACCCGCAGGCCUAUGGCUCGAUAACUGAUGAUGAUGCUACUGUAGCGUUUACUCAACAGAUCAACAUCAAGUGGCUGGUUUGCAAGAAAUAG